This is a messenger RNA of Dichotomopilus funicola, 1572 nucleotides long. Its product is annotated as putative UTP--glucose-1-phosphate uridylyltransferase. Gene Ontology annotation, cellular component: cytoplasm. The record is from RefSeq and is a predicted model, not a curated record. Gene Ontology annotation, molecular function: UTP:glucose-1-phosphate uridylyltransferase activity. Lineage: Eukaryota; Fungi; Ascomycota; Sordariomycetes; Sordariales; Chaetomiaceae. Gene Ontology annotation, biological process: UDP-alpha-D-glucose metabolic process; glycogen metabolic process. The coding region runs from base 1 to 1572 and encodes 523 amino acids. The transcript is spliced from 4 exons.
AUGGCGGCGCAAGCAAUUAAGAGUGCUCUGCCUACUCACCUUAAGCCGGGCAACGGCGAUGAGGCCGAGUUUGCGAAGAGGCAUCACGGCAAGACGAGAUCCCACAUGGCCUUUGAGAACACCUCGACCAACAUCGCGGCGGCCCAGAUGCGCAAUGCUCUGACGAACUUGGCCGAGACGGUGAAGGACCCGGAGCACAAGAAGCUGUUCGAGAUCGAGAUGGACAACUUUUUCUCGCUCUUCCGCCGCUACCUGAACGACAAGGCGAAGGGCAACCAGGUUUCGUGGGACCGUAUAGCCCCUCCCGCCGAGGGCCAGGUCGUCGAUUAUGAUGAUCUUUCCAAUUCCGAGUCGGUCAACUUCCUUAACAAGCUGGCCGUGCUCAAGCUCAACGGUGGUCUCGGUACCUCCAUGGGUUGCGUUGGCCCGAAGUCGGUCAUCGAGGUCCGUGACGGCAUGUCCUUCCUCGACAUGUCGGUCCGCCAGGUCGAGUACCUCAACCGCACAUACGGCUCCAACGUGCCCAUCCUCCUCAUGAACUCGUUCAACACUGACGACGACACCGCCGCCAUCAUCAAGAAGUACGAGGGCCACAACGUCGACAUCCUUACCUUCAACCAGUCUCGGUACCCCAGAAUCUACAAGGACUCCCUCCUCCCGGUCCCCAAGUCGUUCGACUCGGCCCUCCACGACUGGUACCCCCCCGGACACGGUGACGUGUUUGAGUCGUUGUACAACUCGGGCAUCUUGGACAAGCUCCUGGCUCGUGGCAUCGAGAUCAUCUUCCUUUCCAACGCUGACAACCUCGGCGCCGUCGUCGACCUCCGCAUUCUCCAGCACAUGGUGGAGAGCGAGGCUGAGUACGUCAUGGAACUGACCAACAAGACCAAGGCCGACGUCAAGGGUGGUACCAUCAUCGACGACGAGGGCAGCGUGCGUCUUCUCGAAAUUGCCCAGGUACCCAAGGAGCAUGUGAACGAGUUCAAGUCGAUCAAGAAGUUCAAGUACUUCAACACCAACAACAUCUGGAUGAACCUCAAGGCCAUCAAGCGUGUGGUUGAGAACGACGAGCUUGAGAUGGAGAUCAUCCCCAACGGCAAGACCAUCCCCGGCGACAAGAAGGGCGAGUCCGACAUCAGCAUCCUGCAGCUCGAGACCGCCGUCGGCGCUGCCAUCAAGCACUUCAAGAACGCACAUGGUGUUAACGUCCCCCGCCGCCGUUUCCUGCCCGUCAAGACCUGCUCCGACCUGAUGCUCGUCAAGUCGGAUCUGUACACCGUCAAGCACGGCCAACUGCAGAUGAGCGCCAGCCGCUUCGGUGACGCACCACUUAUUAAGCUCGGUGGUGACUUUAAGAAGGUCUCGGACUUCCAGAAGCGCAUUCCCAGCAUCCCCAAGAUCAUUGAACUUGAUCAUCUCACCAUCACCGGUGCUGUUAACCUUGGCCGUGGCGUCACUCUCAAGGGCACCGUCAUCAUUGUUGCAACCGAGGGUCAGACCAUUGACAUCCCUCCCGGAUCCAUCCUGGAGAAUGUCGUUGUCCAGGGUAGCUUGCGCCUGCUUGAGCACUAA